This is a messenger RNA of Planococcus citri (citrus mealybug), 2728 nucleotides long. RefSeq lists its product as uncharacterized. Gene Ontology annotation, cellular component: nucleus. The record is from RefSeq and is a predicted model, not a curated record. Lineage: Eukaryota; Metazoa; Arthropoda; Insecta; Hemiptera; Pseudococcidae. The transcript has 2 exons. Gene Ontology annotation, biological process: regulation of transcription by RNA polymerase II. Gene Ontology annotation, molecular function: sequence-specific double-stranded DNA binding; DNA-binding transcription factor activity, RNA polymerase II-specific. Bases 310 to 1902 code for a protein of 530 amino acids.
UACUACUGUUGUUGUUGAACGCCUUUCGUGUCACUAGUGAAAAUUUAUUGACGUAACUAGCAUUAGAGAUUCCGAGAUCGUAGUACGGUUUCGUGAUAACGUUGCACGUUUUUUUCGUCGCGGAAUGCGGUGAAUUUUUGCUUUUUAUUCAAUUUCAUUACGUAUUUCGAUUUAAUUUCGACGGCGAUUUGUUCGUACCUUUAUAUGAAUAUAUUAUUUACAUUGUAUCGGUUUCUAUAUCUACGGUGAUCGUGACAGAUUAUUAAUUUUCGCGAUUCUCGAUCUCGCGAUACGUUGGUAUAGUUAUUUAUGUUAUUUAAAAUUGUGCUAAAAUUUUUUCGCGGAUGUAAGCCUGACAAUUUAAUGUUGUCCGUAUACUAUACAAGUUCAUACGACCAACUAAUGGCAGCAGAUGAAUCGCACGUAGAGAACAGCCGUAAAAACGUAUACAGGUGCGUAAAAAAUUCGAACAAUAUGCGUAAUCUAGAGCCGAUUUCGAUCGAUAAAAUGUUCAACUACGAUAUCUCUGCAGUAAUGCAGAAACAAGCCAAUUCAGCAGCCGAAUCAGCCGACGAAGAAGACGAAAUCAGUGUCGGCUGUCCAUCGCCAAUCGCUAGAUCUAACGAUGAUUCUAAAGAAGAUGAUAAAUUUCUCGAAAAAGAAUCUCGUCUACGUUCGUCAUCGUGUUCUUCGGUUUCGUCUACACAAUCACAUUGCCAACAAUCGUCAAAUUCUUUCAGUUAUCACAGCGAAGAGACGAUUGAAAAAGAAAAUGGCCGGGUAUCCGAAUCGGACAAUGGUUCGAGAAGGUACUCGAUGAGCGACGAUGAAACAGUUCCUAAAGAAGGCGCCGAAGAAUACUUCAAGCCUUUGAAACGUUUGAAAAUGAUGAAAAUCGAUAAAACCAGUUUUAGUAUUAGCGAACGUAGCAAAAGUAAUUUGAAUAAGAGAUUGUACAGACACCAUAAGGUGGCCGAUAUUGUAUCUCAAACUGCCGAAGAUACCGUCGAAGACGACUGUAAUUCGAAUUCAGGUGUUAAAUCAUUCUCCAUCUGUGAUAUACUCAGUCAUAAACCAGCCAAAAGUACCCCAUCGUCGAGUAAAAUCGUCCGCCCUUGGGAUUGCGAACCCCAAGAAGAAUCUCCUAACCCUUAUUUAUUACCACCACCAGCCCAUCGUGGAAUCUUACCUCAACCUCCUUUAUUCCUUAGUCAGUUUCAUCCUCAACAAUUAUCGUUGCAUUUACAUAGACCUAAGUCUGAAGAUAUCAGCUCGACGUACGAAUCGUGCAGCAGCAGUGGUAGAUCCAGCACCGGUGGCAGUGAUUGUUGUACCAGUCCUGAUGUGUUGAAUUGUUCCAUACAGAAUUCUUCGAGUAAUCAUCAACAUUCGUCCAACAGAGGUCGAAAUAUAGAAGCAUCUGCCAGAAGUAAAACCACCAAUGGAAAGUCGUCCAAUUCAUCACCCUUAGAUGCUCUAUUUCAAAUGACCAAUAAGACCUUUGAUGAAUUGAAUGGAGAUCCUAAUGCAGAAAACGGCAAUCAUUUAAAUUUGUUCAAUAAUCGACAGCAGCCAAAGAAAAAACGAAAGUCGAGGACUGCGUUCACAAAUAAUCAAAUUUUCGAAUUGGAACGUCGAUUCAUAUAUCAAAAAUACUUAUCACCAGCCGACAGAGAUGAGAUCGCGACGCAAUUAGGAUUGAGCAACGCCCAAGUAAUAACAUGGUUUCAAAAUCGUCGAGCUAAAUUAAAAAGAGAUAUGGAAGAGUUGAAAAAAGACGUCGAAUCUUCGAAAGUUCUGACGACCGCAACGUCGUUUUUAGAAAACGUUCAAAAUUUCGGUAUUUUGAAGAAAAAACCUACCAGUCAUUCCGAAUGUAAGCAUAUAGAAAAUGAUAAAUAAACGAUUUCGUAAUUGUGAAAAUUUCACCUCAACUAGUUGAUUCUCAUUUUCUAUGUCUUAUACAAUUUAGUCAAAUCGUUUUCCGAAUAGAAUAUAUAAUUAAUGAUGUUUCAAUUAAUUAACAUAAAUGUGCGUUUGUAUUAAGUUCCUAUUUUAUCGUUUCGACAGCGUUAUGAAAAAAAAAAUUGAAAAUCUGUCGAAAAUGAUUACGUAUUAGUACAUACUUAGUUUAUACUUGGGCGUUACGAAAAAAAAUCGUAUUUUGCCUUAUUUUUAUCUUCGUUUUUUCCUUCUCUUUCUUUCUUCUUUCUCUCUUUUUGUUUUGUAUACUAAGUGAAUUUUUUUUGCAAUUCGUUCAAUUUAUGAAAAAAAUGCACUUCUCGGGAAACAUUAAUAUUACUUAUACGCCAUUAUUUUCCCAAAAAAUGUUCUAGUACAAUGCCUAUUUUAUAAAUUUAUAUUUACUUACACCAAAGAAUUUUUUUUCUAAAACUUGAAUACGACAGCAUUUGCAGUAUUAUGUUUUAUUAUAAUCAAAAUAUUGGUUGAAGCUUUAAGCUUAUUUAUUUUAGAAUAUAUGUGGGUACGUAUAGUGUUAGUUUUGUAAAGAGAUUUUGAAAUAUUUGUAUGAUAUGUAGUUGAACAGAAACUUUUUUUCUUCUAUGUUACCUGCUGUAUGUGUAUUUAAAAAGCAGAUUAGUUAUUUAUUUAACAUGCGUAAUAAUUUACCAUUUUUAUUAUUAUAAUUAUUUAUGUUGUACUAUAAAUGUUGUAAAAGUUGAAGAAUGUUUGUAAUUUUUGAUGUAGGUAAUUAAAUGUACCUUUA